This is a messenger RNA of Salvia miltiorrhiza (redroot sage), 3509 nucleotides long. RefSeq names its product putative disease resistance protein RGA3. Bases 208 to 2997 code for a protein of 929 amino acids. Gene Ontology annotation, biological process: defense response to other organism. The transcript has 4 exons. Gene Ontology annotation, molecular function: ADP binding. Lineage: Eukaryota; Viridiplantae; Streptophyta; Magnoliopsida; Lamiales; Lamiaceae. The record is from RefSeq and is a predicted model, not a curated record.
AAGAUUGAAUUAUUAAAAAUGAAAAAAGAAAACCAUAUCUUAAAUGAAUGAAAGGCUGUAAACUCUUGAGCUUGCAUCACUCAUCCAAUUCUGCUCCUUAAUCCUCUCUCUCUCUGUCUCUCUCUCUCUCUCUCACUCAAUUUCUCUGUCUCUCUCUCUAAGGAAGCAGCUGCUACCGCCGUCUUUAAUUAAGUAUCAGCACAAACAAUGGAAGGAGAAGCUGCUGCCGCCGUUCUUCAAACUCUAGUUCAGAAUGUCAUCGACCUUUGCAAGAAAGAGAUCUCUCAGAUCCGAGAUCUCGACAAAAAUGCAGCAAAGCUAACUACGAGUCUCAAAACCAUCCAAAAAUUCUUGAACGACGCUGAGACGCGUAACAUCACCAGCGAAGCUGUCAAGGACUGGCUGAAGAAUCUUGAAGAUGUGGCUUUCGAUGCUGACAAUGUUUUGGAUGAAAUCAACUAUAAUAUUCUCUCCAAACAAAUCAAGCCCGCCGAGCCCGAGGAGGAAAAGGUACCAUCAUGCUUUCCAUGCUUCUCAUGCUUCAAGGAUAUUUCAUGUUCUCGAAAUAUGGCUCUUAAAAUCAAAGAAAUCAAUGAGAAUUUGGAGUCCAUUAACAAAGAGGCCACCGAGCUUGGCCUCAGAGAGAAGCUUGCCAAUGAGCCUGCUUUGGUUAUUACUGCUGUGGAAACUGCUGCAUACACUCUUGAUCCAAUUUUUAUUGGAAGAGAUGAUGCUGCGUCGAAAGUAGUUGAGAUGCUUACCGCCAAUAGCAUCACAAUUGGUGAACACGCAGUGUCCGUCAUUUCCAUUGUAGGGAUGGGGGGAUUGGGGAAGACGACUUUGACUAGGAAAGUCUUGAAUCAUCUGAAGAAUCGGUUUGGGUCAUAUAUUUGGGUGCAUGUUUCUCCAAAUUUUGAUCCAAUAAUUCUUUUCAAGAAAAUUCUCAAAGAGGUUUCCCAAAAUAACAAAGAUAUUCUUUCAAAGUCGGAUGAAGUUGCAGUUGAGAGUAAGCAAGAUAUUCUUUCAAAGCUUAAAAUAGCUUUGAAAGAUAAAACUUAUCUUCUUGUUCUCGAUGAUGUAUGGAAUGAAGAGCGUUCCAAAUGGGAAGAUUUUAUUAAUUCCUUGUUGGGAGUUAGUGGUGUCGUCAAAGGAAAUGCCAUUGUUGUUACGACCAGAAAUAUGAACGUGGCUUCAAUUGUGAAUCCACUUCAUGUACAUCAGUUGAAAGGCUUAUCGGAUGAUGAGUGUUGGUCAAUAAUCAGAGUAAAAGCCUUUGGAAAAGAAGAUGUUCCGUCAGAACUUGAGGCCAUUGGGAGACAGAUAGCGAAAAGAUGUCAAGGAUUGCCAUUAGCUGCCAACGUAGUUGGGGGAGUGCUGCAUAAUAAACCCAAGGAAAAAUGGUGUUUAAUAGAGGAGAAAUGGCUUUCAGCCAAUGAAGGAGGAGUUGAUAUCACAAACAUAUUAAGAUUGAGCUUUGAUAAUCUGUCUCCGCCGUUACUUAAGAAGUGCUUUGCGUACUGUGCCAUGUUUCCUAAAGGCUCCAAAAUCAUCAAACAGAAACUGAUUCAGAUGUGGACGGCAGAAGGUUUUCUUCAAGCUGAUGGAAGCGAUGACAUGGGUGAAAAAUUUAUCAAUGUUCUUCUGCACAACUCUUUACUGCAAGUUUCAGAGAGAGAUGAUGAUGGAAAUGUAGAAAGUUGUGGCAUGCACGAUCUUGUGCACGAUCUCGCUUGUUCUGUUUCAAGUUCCUCUAACAAUGCAGGUGGUAGCAGCCGAGUUCGAUAUAUGACUCUCGGAGACGACAACUGUGGAGAUAUAUCAAGUCCUAUCGAAAAAGAAAUGGCAAAAUCUGUGCGUUCAUUAUUAAUAUCAUUCAAAGAUGAUAUUUCUGGUAUCAACUUCUCAGACUUCGAAAGUUUGCAUGUUUUAGGUCUUGACUCUGAAGUUAAAGAGUUGUCAAGUUCUAUUCGGAAGUUGAUACAUUUGAGAUAUUUUGACAUUUCAAAGACAAGAAUUGUAUAUUUGCCAAGUACGAUUCAGUACUUGAUUAACUUGAGGCAUCUUUAUAUUAAUGAGAAGGUAGAGUUGCCUAUGGGAAUUGGGAGAUUAACUUCUCUCCAAACGCUAACCCACUUUCCAGUGGGCGACGAGAAUGGCUGCAAGAUUGAAGAGCUCGGAAAGUUGAUUAAUCUUAAAGGGGAGUUACAGAUUUGCAAUCUCGAAAGGGUUCAUGACAAGGAAGAGGCUGGGAAAGCCAAUUUAUUCAAAAAGUCAAAAAUAUUGAACUUGUGUUUGAUGUGGGGUGAAGACAGAGAAGGUGAAAGAAAUGAUGAGGAUGUAUUGGAAGGCCUUCAACCUCACUCAGAUAUGAGGGUGUUAAAGAUUGAUGGAUUUAAUGGAAAAAGAUUUCCAUUAUGGACUGAGAAGAUGUCAGUUCGAGAUGCGCCUCAAGGCUCUUGGGUGUUACUUAACAACUUAAUGUCGUUAUCACUCUUUUACUGCAGAGAAUGUGAAGAGAUCCCAAUGUUGGGGCAGUUACCCAAUCUCAAGUCCCUUGUGUUGUUGGGAAUGCCUAAGCUGGCAGAGUGGGCAGAAAUAGAAAUUUCGGAUGGAAGUGAAGUGAAGCUAUUUCCUCGCCUCCAACAUUUGGAAAUUAAGUGGUGCAAGCAAUUGAUGAGUGUUCCAAGUCAUGUCUCAUCGUGCCUUGAAGAUUUGGAGAUUCAUAAGAUCGGUGUGGAAUGUCUGCCAGCUGAUUGGUUAUUGAGUAACAGCGAGACUCUCUCGAAGUUGUAUAUAAGUUGGUGCCCGAAUUUGAGAGAAAUAUCAGAUAGGUGGGGAGAAGAAGAAUCAGAAGGAAGAAGCUUCACAAUCACAUCCCUCCCUAAAUUCCCUCGUCUAACAUUUGUGAUGAUUCUACGCGUUCCUAAGUUAAGUUUGGAGACUGUGGAUGCAAUGCGGCGCCUCGAAGUUAAUGGAUACAAACGCAUUCGCCCGUGACGUUUAUCUUGAGGGAAGUGAAAGGUGUGUAAUUCAGUGAAGCAGGCGAUCUAGUGAAGAAGGAAUAAUGGGUAUGAUUCUAAAGCCAUGGCAGAGAUAGGGGAGCUUCUGAGGAGCAUGGAGGCGAGGCGGCCUCAACUAGUGGCGCUAACGAGCUUGCUCGUGGGGAAGAACGACGACAGUUUAGUUGUUGAGUCUGAAGAGAAGGAUGAUGACAAAAAUUCAGAUAGCAAUAUUGAAGAUGGAAGUUGUGGAAGUUGAACCCAAUCCCAGCAACAAGGGAAAUGGAAAAAGGCACACCAAUGAAAGAAUGUUGAGCAUAUUAUAUAACAUUAAAACAAAGUUUGAAUUUGCAUCACCAUUAGAAUCUUGCAAGUAAGUUCUAACUUGCAGGACAGAAUAUUUGGUUUUAAUUUAUCAAUUGCGUCUUUUAUAAACAGACGAAAGUAGUAAUAAGACUUUCAGUUUGCAUGGACGAAGGUAGUAAUAAAACUACAAUUUGAAUUUGCUGA